GCCCGCGGGGGGAAGGGGUGAAGCACGUGACCCGCCUCCUCCUCGCGCAGGUCCCUCUCGCUUCCCCCACCCAGGCCCGGACCGGGCCCUCGUAGGUGUCAGUGACCGUGGGAAGUGGAACGAGGCCCCGCCAGCUCCGCCACUGACACCGUCCCCCCACCGCCCAGCAGGGAGCAGCUGAGAGGUCAGGUCACCUCCAGCCAUGGCUUGUGAGACCGGGCCAAAGGCGGCCGACAGCACCUUCUCAUCCGACAGACAUGCCCAGAUCAUCCUGGCCCAGAUUAACGAGAUGCGGAGCGGGCAGGAUUUCUGCGAUGUGCAGCUGCUGGUGGGAGAGGCCGAGUUCCGUGUGCACCGGCUGGUGCUGGCUGCCAGCAGCCCCUACUUUGCUGCCCUCUUCACUGGAGGAAUGAAGGAAUCCUGCAAGGAUGAGGUGCGGAUCCUGGGCAUCGAAUCAGGAAUUUUCCAGACUCUUCUGGAUUUCAUCUACACAGGUGUGGUAAACAUCGGUGUGAACAAUGUUCAGGAGCUGAUUGUGGCUGCCGACAUGCUUCAGCUGACUGAGGUGGUGGACCUGUGCUGUGAGUUUCUGAAAGGACAGGUGGAGCCAUCCAACUGCAUCGGCAUCUUCCAGUUCUCAGAGCAGAUCGCCUGCCAUGAUCUCCUGGAGUUCACAGAGAACUACAUCCACGUGCAUUUCUUGGAGGUGAGCAGCGGGGAAGAGUUUUUGGCGCUGACCAAGGAUCAGCUGAUUAAGAUUUUGCGAAGCGAGGAGCUGAGCAUUGAAGAUGAGUACCAGGUGUUCUUGGCCGCCAUGCAGUGGGUUCUGAAGGACCUGGGCAGGAGGAAGAAGCAUGUGGUUGAAAUCCUGGAGCCCGUCCGAUUCCCUCUGCUACCUCCACAGAGGCUAGUCAAGUACAUAGAAGGAGUCCCUGACUUCAGCCUCCGAGUGGCCCUGCAGACACUGUUGAAGGAGUACUGUGAGAUGGGCAAGCCUCCCAAGGAGAACAGGUUCUGCAGUUUUCUGCAGACCUCCAAGGUGCGGCCUCGCAAGAAGGCACGGAAGUGCCUGUAUGCCGUGGGCGGAUACACCCGGCUGCAGGGGGGCCGAUGGAGUGACAGCAGAGCUCUCAGCUGCGUGGAGCGCUUCGACACCUUCAGCCAGUACUGGACCACAGUGUCUUCACUCCACCAGGCCCGCAGCGGCCUGGGAGUGGCGGUAGUGGGAGGGAUGAUCUACGCCAUCGGAGGGGAAAAGGAUUCGAUGAUCUUUGACUGCACUGAGCGCUAUGACCCAGUCACAAAGCAGUGGACAACUGUGGCUUCCAUGAACCAGCCCCGCUGUGGCCUGGGGGUGUGCGUGUGUUAUGGGGCUAUCUACGCUCUUGGUGGAUGGGUGGGAGCCGAGAUAGGAAACUCCAUCGAACGAUUUGAUCCUGAGGAAAACAGCUGGGAAGUUGUUGGCAGCAUGGCCGUGCCGCGCUACUACUUUGGCUGCUGUGAGGUCCAAGGUUUAAUCUAUGUGGUUGGCGGCAUCAGCAAUGAGGGCGUGGAGCUCAGUACCGUUGAAGCAUACAACCCAGUUUCCAAGUGCUGGUCCAUGCUCCCUCCCAUGGGGACCAGGAGGGCCUAUCUGGGGGUGGCUGCCCUCAAUGACUGCAUCUAUUCGAUUGGAGGGUGGAAUGAGACCCAGGAUACGCUGUCCUCUGUAGAAAAAUACUCCUUUGAAGAGGAGAGGUGGGUUGAAGUCGCACCUAUGAAAGUGCCCCGAGCUGGUGUGUGUGUUGUGGCCAUAAAUGGGCUUCUGUAUGUUUCUGGAGGCCGGUCUUCCAGCCACGAUUUCUUGGCCCCCGUCACCUUGGACUCAGUCGAAGUGUACAACCCUCAUUCUGACACAUGGACUGAAAUUGGUAACAUGAUCACCAGUCGGUGCGAAGGGGGUGUAGCUGUGCUGUGACCAGUGUCAGAAAACCUGGGCUCAUGCGGAAGAGGACGCUGGGGCUUGGGGCAGAACUAGAGGAGAGAGAGGGAGGCCCUGAGGUCAGAAGGAGGAUGUUCCCAAGUGCAGACAGGGCUGAAAAGCCGGCUGGUGCCAUGUUCCUAAGAGCGGUGUGGGACAGGCUUGGCAUCUGUUACAGGCAAAAGCCCACCUUGACAGGGGGCCAUCGGGCUCCCAUUCCCAGAUCCAUCCUGCUCAAGGACCCACAUUGCCCCUUCUGUGCCUAUGGUCCUGUCAGGGGCUCUUCCUGUGCAGUCUAAGUACUCCACAUUAAGUUCUGUUCACCCACAAUGAAAACGAUACCACUGCCUGUGCCACCUGCCCCACAGGGGAAAACCCGGGGAAUAACUGCCCAGCCCUUAGUGCCAGGGUGUCUUUCAUUGGCACCAGACCCUCAGUUGGCAGCAUAUUUACUGGGAGAGCCUGGUGGGAAAUGGACACGAUCCCGUCAGGAGCUCGUGGCAAACCUUGGCUUGCUGGCUCCUGAGUGGGCAAAUUGAGAAAUCCCAGCCAGCCUUCUGAAACAGAGGCCAUGGGCAGCAGCCCCAGCCCUUGCCUGCCCGAGGAGGGGUCACCCACAGAUCAUGCCUGCUUAGCUGUUAGAAAAGGGUGAAGCUUCAGGCCUCUGUCCCACUCCUCCCCCAGCUGUUGUGUGCCUGCCCGCCUGCCCCUGAGACUUUGCUUCAGCGGGGCUGCCCAGGCCCCUCGCUUGCUCACCUUUUCACCUCCAGGCCUUUGGGAAAGGAUGGGGUCCUGGGGUGGAAGGCUCAGCCUGGGACUGCUCUGCACCUUGCUUGCCUGGGCCAGCUUCAACUCCCCAGUUCUCAAGGGCCUGGUACACCCUGGACCCCCAAGUUGCUUAUUGAUAGAGCAGUUGUGCAGAUUUUUUAUUCCCUUACUGUGGCAUUCUAAACACUGGCUGCAUCUUAGAUCGAAAAAGCUUACUUUAGUACACCUUGGCAAAGGCACUUUUGGUGUAGAAACCCCCUGCCAGUCACUGUCCUCCUGCCCUGUAGAAUGUGAUCGUCACGGCACCUGCCUUAAUAGGGUGGUUGUGACGAUCCAAUGAAUUCAUCUCUGUAAAGCGCAUUGCAAAUGCCAGCUCUUCUCUGCUCCUAAUAAACGCUGGAAAGGUUCUACUUGCA
This is a messenger RNA of Phascolarctos cinereus (koala), 3144 nucleotides long. RefSeq names its product intracisternal A particle-promoted polypeptide (gene IPP). NCBI's taxonomy places the organism in Eukaryota, Metazoa, Chordata, Mammalia, Diprotodontia, Phascolarctidae. Gene Ontology annotation, molecular function: actin binding. The record is from RefSeq and is a predicted model, not a curated record.